AUGCAAACCUGCUUCGCCGAGUCGAGUGUCUUGCACGCUAUCGUCGCCCUGGCAGCCGCGCAUAGAUCCCGCUUCUCCCCUUGGGAAAAGGAAAUAGCGGCCAGCGCCAAGUCUUAUGAGUCUUUCUCUUUGACGCAGUACAACAAGGCGAUUAAGAGUCUGACUGCGCAUGUGGCUGUUACGAACGUUGAGUCGAUUCGUAUUGCCGUCAUAACCAGCAUCGUGUUUGUCUGUCUUGAAAUGCUGCGAGGGGAGUACACUUCAAUGAAUAUGCACUUCCAACACGGCAUCAACCUCCUCAAUCUCUUGCAAUCGAAUAAUAGAAGCUCCAGACAGGUGCGGCAUAUAUUUGUACAGCAGACCCCUCAAUCAACCGAUGAACAUAUGAUCCAUGCAUUUGCUCGUUUGCAGCUACAAUUCAUGAUGCUAGGCUCGGGUCUAUUCGAUGAUGAUGCGCUGUUCACGCCUGCCUUUGUCUAUGGACACCAACAAAUUUCUAUUCCCCGAGUCUUCUCAACAGUUCAAGAGGCAAGCCGGUCCUUCGACCAGAUCCUCAACCGCGUUAUUCGGCUCGUCUUGAAGUGUGCUGCAGAUCAGAUGAGCAGCGAUGUCUACCCUCCGCCGCCGUCUCUGGCUUUGCUCAAAGAACAGGAAUCCCUCCAGUCCACACUCGAGGACUGGAUCGCAGCAUUUGACAGCUCCAUUUCACUACUAAUAUCACUGACGAACCACCAUGGGGAGCUUGGCCUCCGCGUGCUCCGGGUUCACUGGACCAUGGCCACAAUACUGUUGUCGACAUGUUUCGCGACCAAGCAAACAGCGUUCGAUUCCCAUACUUCGGCCUUUGAGUCCAUUAUCGACCAGGUUGAGGAGCUAGGAGCCAUAGUUGCCAAUACUCCUCGGUAUAUCGCGCCAACAAAGGAGAAUAACUACGUAUCGAGCUUUUGUCAGAUAGGCGCUAGCUUCAGCAUUGAUCUCGGCUGUUACCCUCCGCUGUACUAUACGGCCUUGAAGUGUCGCGUUCCUCACAUUCGUCGACGCGCCAUCUCCAUUCUAAAGCUGUGUAGACAUACCGAAGGUGUUUGGACAGGUCCAUUGCUGGCACGCCUUGCUACGUGUGUUGUGGAUGCUGAGGAGCGGGAUUUCUCGGCUGUCUUACAUUCUCAGGACAUUGAUGGAGACGAAGGCAGAGCCAAUGGAGCUAUGUCAUUCAUCCUCCCUGAAUAUUCUAGAUUCUACUGUAUACGCUGCUUGCUACCAAAAGAGAGCCGUGGUUGGUACGGAUCAAGUGGCAUGAACGCUGAUGCCAAACCCAGCAAACGGACGGUGGGCACACUGAUCUGUUAUCGCUUUCGUCAUGAAUUGGGCAAUAGCGGGGGAUGGGAAGUCGAGUCGUACGAUAUUGACUUCAACGCGUGA
Molecule: messenger RNA, 1419 nt
Organism: Aspergillus melleus
Lineage: Eukaryota; Fungi; Ascomycota; Eurotiomycetes; Eurotiales; Aspergillaceae
Exons: 1
Coding region: 1-1419 (472 amino acids)
Source: RefSeq, a predicted model, not a curated record